UUAAUGUUAGACAACAGAACACAAAUGUGGUAUAGUUUUCUGUUUUUUAUCGGCUCAGGAUUAAAUUAAAUUCAGUUUGUAGUGAGUUUCAUUGGCAAGACAAUGUACAAAGCUCCGUUGGCCCGUGAUAUUUUAGAUAAUCCACUUUUGGUAGCUCCGCUACCAUACAUUAACUUUCUACGUUACUUUAAGCGCAGGCAUCCCAAAUAUGGAGUCCGUCGGCUGCUACAGGAGGCGCCCGCCCAAUGGGAUGCUAUGACACAAGGACAAAAGAAUCUAUUUCAGAGAAAGCGCAUUCUGGCGAGGGUGGCACGUUCCCCACAAGUGCAACUCUGUCGCGUCCUGCAUUACCGUCAAUGCAAGCGUCGCUAUCGAAGGAAGACUAAGUAA
Drosophila navojoa is the source of this 390-nucleotide messenger RNA. RefSeq names its product deadbeat (gene ddbt). Gene Ontology annotation, biological process: spermatogenesis; sperm DNA condensation. NCBI's taxonomy places the organism in Eukaryota, Metazoa, Arthropoda, Insecta, Diptera, Drosophilidae. The record is from RefSeq and is a predicted model, not a curated record.